AAUCCUAGAUUCAGAUUUCUCAUCUGCGAGACGGCCAGUAGUCUCUGACUUGGUCUUCAAAUCGUAAGUUUAAGCUUGUUUUCAGCUUUUGCCUCGCUUUCAAUUGAAAGGAAUCUGAAUCUCCCUUUAAAACAAAAUGAAAUCAUAAUCCCAAAACAUUAGACAACAUAAAUUACUUUUUUGUCAACAACACGGCCCUUUUUCGGAUAUCGGUUAUUUCAUACUCUCCCUUCCAAACUUUCACCCGUAAGAUCUUUGAUCACAGCAAGCUCAGAAAACAAUCAGAAAAAAAAUGAGUGCAGCGUGCAGAGCUUGGAUUGUGGCAGCAAGUAUUGGAGCAGUUGAGGCACUGAAAGACCAAGGAGUCUGCAGGUGGAAUGGGGUUCUGAGAGCAGUCCACCACCAUGCCAAGAGCAACAUCAGAUCCUAUUCCCAAGCCAAGACACUCUCCGACGCUUCGUCUUCUGCAAUUUCUAUGACGAUGAAGAGAUCACAGGAAGACAAGUUGAGAAAAGUCAUGGAAUUGAACUGUUGGGGUCCAAAUACCAUAAGAUUUUAGAUUGUAAUUAUGUAAUUUAGAUUUAGGGUUUAUGAGUAUUGAAUUAUAUGUCACCCCUUUUUCCAUGAGAAUUAAACGAGUUAAUUGUUCUGGCGAUUGCUUUAAA
Molecule: messenger RNA, 665 nt
Organism: Malus domestica (apple)
Lineage: Eukaryota; Viridiplantae; Streptophyta; Magnoliopsida; Rosales; Rosaceae
Source: RefSeq, a predicted model, not a curated record